CGGCGCACGGCUCCGGUCUGCAGAAGUGAGCGCGCGUCACGCGUGGAGCGCUCAGUGCAUCAGAGACAUUCCCGCACCGUCUGAUUCAAGAGUCACUUUUGGGUCGAUACAUCUAUUUUGUCUGCGAGGUACAAGCGCAAAUGGCUGAGGAAAUACAAGCCAAAAUUGAAAACUACCGCACGGCACCAUUCGAUGCCAGAUUCCCAAACCAAAACCAAACCAGGAACUGCUGGUCCAACUAUCUAGAUUUUCACAGAUGUGAGAAAGCUUUAGAAGCAAAAGGGGUGGACACAGCCCCAUGUGACUGGUACAAGAGGGUCUAUAAGUCACUCUGCCCUGGAUCUUGGGUCCAGAGAUGGGAAGAACAGAAAGAUGAAGGGAACUUUGCAGGAAAGAUCUAGGACUGCCACUUCUCCAGAAUUAUUCUGUAUUCAGCUACUGUUUGUUCAAUGAAAGAGCAUUGAGUGGAUUCAGAUUCUCUUUGAAAUCAUGAUUUCCCUAAAUGGAGCAUUGUAAAACUAAGUGUUCAUUCCCCACAACUGCUUUAAAAUGUACAGCAGAUUAAUAAAUAUAUUUAUGAAACUCUG
This is a messenger RNA of Periophthalmus magnuspinnatus, 587 nucleotides long. RefSeq names its product cytochrome c oxidase subunit 6B1. Gene Ontology annotation, cellular component: mitochondrion; respiratory chain complex IV. Lineage: Eukaryota; Metazoa; Chordata; Actinopteri; Gobiiformes; Gobiidae. Bases 141 to 401 code for a protein of 86 amino acids. The transcript is spliced from 4 exons. The record is from RefSeq and is a predicted model, not a curated record.